Phytophthora infestans T30-4 is the source of this 1344-nucleotide messenger RNA. Its product is annotated as ATP-binding Cassette (ABC) Superfamily. Gene Ontology annotation, biological process: transmembrane transport. Gene Ontology annotation, molecular function: ATP binding; ATP hydrolysis activity; ABC-type transporter activity. The transcript is spliced from 4 exons. The record is from RefSeq and is a predicted model, not a curated record. Lineage: Eukaryota; Oomycota; Peronosporomycetes; Peronosporales; Peronosporaceae. The coding region runs from base 1 to 1344 and encodes 447 amino acids. Gene Ontology annotation, cellular component: membrane.
AUGGGUUCUUCAGGUGCCGGUAAGACCACGCUUAUGGAUGUUAUUGCUGGCAGGACGACGGGUGGACAGACCCGUGGAGACAUCCUGCUAAACGGAUACCCAGCUACCGAUCUUGCUAUCCGUCGAGCCACUGGUUAUUGCGAGCAGAUGGACAUCCAUUCGGAGGCGUCUACAUUCCGUGAGGCACUUACGUUUGGUGCCUUCCUGCGUCAAGGUGCUGAGGUGCCAGAUGCCCAGAAAUACGACUCCGUGAAUGAAUGUCUCGAGUUGCUUGACCUCCACCCCAUCGCUGACCAGAUCAUCCGAGGCAGCUCCACAGAGCAGAUGAAACGACUGACUAUCGGUGUGCAGUUGGCAGCCCAGCCCAGUGUGCUGUUCCUGGACGAGCCGACAAGUGGACUUGAUGCUCGCUCCGCCAAGCUCAUCAUGGACGGUGUACGCAAGGUGGCAGACACGGGAAGAACGAUGAUCCACCAACCUUCGGCAGUGGUGUUCAGCGUAUUCGACAGUUUGUUGCUACUUAAACGUGGCGGUGAGAUGACUACAACCCAGCGACCUGGAUGUUGGAGGUCAUCGGUGCUGGUAACCGCAUCGUACAACUUGACGCGUUUUCUCAUCUCGAUUAUGCUCGGACUGGUGUUUGGAAUUGCCUACGUGGGUGCGGAAUACUCUUCGUACCAGGGAAUCAACUCGGGGCUUGGCAUGGUGUUCAUGACGCAAUCGUACAUGACGUUCAUUGUGUUCAGCAGUGUGGUACCAAUCUCGAUCCAAGAACGAGCCUCAUUUUACCGCGAACGCUCGGCUCAGACGUACAACGCGUUCUGGUACUUCAUCGGCGCUACGAUAGUCGAGAUCCCGUACUGCUUCGUUGAAUCACUCUUGUUCAUGGUCAUCUACUACCCGAUGGUUGGCUUCACUGGAGUGGGACAUUUCAUGGCGUAUUGGGUCAACUUGACUGGCCUCGUGAUCCUUCAAGCGUAUUUUGGACAACUACUCGCGUACUUGUGUCCAAACCUGGAAGUCGCUUCGGUCUUCGUCAUCCUCGUCAACUACGUCUGGAUCACCUUUACGGGGUUUAAUCCACCAUACACGUUUGCGAGUCUAAUUACGAUCGUGUUUGGUGACUGCCCGAGUUCUGGUGAUGGUAGCCAACUCGGCUGUCAGCAAAUGACGGGGGCACCUCCGACACUUGGAAACGAAAUUACGGUAUCUGACUACUUGGACGAGAUCUUCUCGGCUAAACGCAGCGAAAUCUGGUCGAACUUUGGCUUUAUCAUGCUGUGGAUCGCAUGCCUGCGUGUCGUAUCUCUCCUGGCUCUUCGUUUCGUGAACCACCAGAAGUAA